AUGCCUUUAUCGGAUUCGGAGCCAGAGUCCUCCGCGGAGUCCGAUAUCGGCCGCCUCUCUCCUCCUGCUCCGGUCGACCGGAACACGGACCCGGGGUGACCGCAGGGUUCUCGAUCUCCGGCGGGGAUCGCGGGGCAGUGAGUAGAAGGGUUUGGCCUGUUGGGAAGGUGAAGGAGGGAGGAGAUAUGGAGCUCAAGUGGGGGAGCGGACGGCUGUGGGCGGCGGCGCUGGUCGCGCUCGCGGCGGUUGCGGUGGUGGCGGCGGAUCGUGGGCUGAGGCCCGAGGCGGCGGGAGCUGAGGCCGUCGAGGCGGAAGAGGUCGGGGUGUCGGAUUACGUGCUCAAGGUGGUGAAUUUCCUGUGGCGGCCCGAUGAGUCUUCCUACCAACACGUUUGGCCGUCUAUGAAAUUUGGGUGGGAAAUCGUCGUCGGAACGAUCAUUGGGUUCUUGGGAUCGGCGUUCGGAAGCGUCGGAGGCGUCGGCGGGGGUGGGAUUUAUGUUCCUAUGCUCACCCUCAUCAUUGGAUUCGACGCCAAGUCUUCCACUGCCAUAUCAAAAUGUAUGAUCAUGGGCGCGGCGGGAUCGACAGUUUGGUACAACCUUAAGCUCAGGCAUCCAACUCUGGAUAUGCCCAUCAUCGAUUACGAUCUAGCGUUGCUUUUCCAACCGAUGCUCAUGCUGGGGAUCAGUAUUGGAGUCGCGUUCAAUGUCAUCUUUGCUGAUUGGAUGGUCACAGUUCUUCUAAUCAUCCUCUUCAUAGGUACAUCAACUAAGGCAUUCUUGAAGGGUGUAGAGACAUGGAAGAAGGAGACGAUAAUGAAGAAGGAAGCAGCGAUGCUUAAGGAGUCAAACGGAAGGGAUGAAAUAGAAUACAAAGCUCUGCCAUCUGGUCCUGGGGGUGCAUCAAAGAAGGCUCUACGAAAAGAGGCCCCAAUCACCGAAAAUGUCUACUGGAAGAAGCUUGGUCUUCUUUCUUUUGUGUGGAUCUCAUUCCUUAUCCUACAGGUUUUGAAGCAAAACUACACAUCGACCUGUUCCCUAUGGUAUUGGAUUCUGAACUUGCUUCAGGUCCCUGUAUCUUUGGGAGUAUCAGGUUAUGAAGCUGUUAGUUUAUACAGAGGAAAGAGAAUUAUCUCAUCAAAGGGACUGGAAGGGACAGACUUUACAGUCAUUCAACUUGUUUUCUACUGCCUCAUCGGUGUCCUCGCUGGUGUAGUUGGAGGCCUCCUUGGCCUUGGAGGAGGGUUUAUUUUGGGCCCUGUCUUCUUGGAGCUUGGUGUUCCACCGCAGGUCUCGAGUGCUACAGCAACUUUCGCGAUGACAUUUUCUUCGUCCAUGUCUGUUGUAGAAUACUACCUCCUGAAGCGUUUUCCCAUCCCUUACGCAUUGUAUUUUGUGUCUGUGGCAUUGGUGGCUGCCUUUGUCGGCCAGCAUUUGGUUAAGAGGCUGAUCGAAAUACUGGGUAGAGCUUCUCUGAUCAUCUUCAUCCUUGCCUCGACAAUUUUUAUUAGUGCAAUCUCAUUGGGUGGAGUUGGCAUUUCGAACAUGGUUCAAAAGAUCCAGCAUCACGAGUACAUGGGGUUUGAGAAUCUCUGCAAGUAUGAAGCAUAGCAUCAAGAUCUUACGUCCAAAUACUCGGUUAAUCGGGGGGCAGAAGAGAUUACCCUGCAGUGCUCUUCCACCAAUUUAUCGAUGCUUGCAUUCAAUAAAGCUCUUGAAAAUACACUAUUUUGUAGCAUGUUUUCGGAUGUCCUCUUCAGUAAGAUGUUGAGCAACAGUCACCAAUUCGAAGAUGUCUUUUGUGCUGUAACAAAGUAGCCAUAGGAUGGUGAUCUGCAAAAUUUAUUCUUAAUCCCAUUUUUGCAUGUGAUUAGAUUCUCAACUCA
This is a messenger RNA of Musa acuminata AAA Group (dessert banana), 1885 nucleotides long. Its product is annotated as sulfite exporter TauE/SafE family protein 3. The record is from RefSeq and is a predicted model, not a curated record. The transcript is spliced from 12 exons. Gene Ontology annotation, biological process: protein ubiquitination. The coding region runs from base 186 to 1610 and encodes 474 amino acids. Gene Ontology annotation, cellular component: membrane; Cul4A-RING E3 ubiquitin ligase complex. Lineage: Eukaryota; Viridiplantae; Streptophyta; Magnoliopsida; Zingiberales; Musaceae.